This is a messenger RNA of Echinostoma caproni, 1779 nucleotides long. NCBI's taxonomy places the organism in Eukaryota, Metazoa, Platyhelminthes, Trematoda, Plagiorchiida, Echinostomatidae. The record is from the annotation of a GenBank genome assembly.
AUGGAUCUACCGGAUGAUGAUGUUCCCCUAGGUCUAAACAUAAAAGCUAAAAUUUAUCGGAAAGAACACAGAGUAAAAGCUUCCUUGAUCGGCGAAGUCAAAAAAUCAUCCGUUCCUGCACCUGUGGAUGAAUUCUCGAAAUUGGCCAAAAAGCCUCACACUUUCGUUCCUGGUCUAUUGGAUAAUCUUCAGAAGUUGGAAUACAACGUUCCUACACCGGUUCAAGCCCAAACCAUACCAAUUAUGCUCAAGCACUACAACUUAAUUGCAUGUGCACCCACGGGUUCUGGCAAAACGGCAGCCUACUUGUUACCUAUCCUGAAUGAGUACAUACGCAUUGUGGACCCACCUCAAGAGUGUCCCAGGGUGACAGCGUCAAAAACAGAAGAUUCAAGCAUCCAACCACAUAAAAUCCAACUUUUCGGCUUAAUUCUGGCUCCAACUCAAGAGCUGGUGCGCCAAAUAUGGUCUGAAGCAAUGCGGCUUUCCCUCGGAUUAUCUGAAAAACAUUUUUUGGCAUGUCUUAAACGAAAACAUUACGCUGACCGUGGAAAAAACAAACAUUCCAAAGCAAAGUCCCUCGGAGGAAUAGAAGGACAUCCUGGGGUUGAGUCCAAAAGCUCACCACUCCAAAAACGAGUUCGUGAAUUCCGACUACCGCGCAGUACACGUAUCCUCGUUGCUACACCGUGUCGUAUGGGCACGCUUUUAUCCCUGGACGCGUCCCAGUGUCCAUUUGAUCUUUCUAGACUUGCUUGGCUUAUCAUCGACGAGUGUGAUAAAAUGCUGCAAAUCGAUUUGACUCGCGCUGGUUCGAAUUCGAGCAAGAAACCGCGAAGACCACGUAGCUUUCGCGAUCAGAUGGCUCCUAUUUUUAGCGCCUUUUCAGCAAAAUCAGAUUCACUGAUUGUGAAUUCCACCACCCCUCUUGUCGCUCUUUUCUCGGCCACCGUCCCGGAUGAAGUGAGACAAUGGGCUCGUGAAGAAUUGUCACAAUUCGUCUCAGGCUCGUCCGACGAUGGUAUUGCUGGUCGCGGUCGGCUGAUUGAGCUGUUUGUUGGAAAGCGCGAUUCGGCAGUGUCGACUGUAAGUCAAGAAUUGCGCUAUUGUGCGACGGAAGAAGGCAAACUGUUGGAAAUGCGUUGUCUGUUGAUUCGCGGAUUGACCUAUCCCUGUCUGGUGUUCAUGGAAUCAAGAGAACGAGCCAAAGAACUGGUCAAGGAGAUCCUGUUGUCUGACUCUGACGUGCUGGCUAAUGUGAUUUCGAGUGAUAAAACCGAAGCUCAGCGUGCGGCAGUCAUUCGGGCGUUUCGAGAAGGCCAAUUGAAUGUGUUGGUCUGCACAGACUUACUCGGACGAGGAAUUGAUUUCAAGGGCGUGAGUAUGGUUGUCAACUAUGAUAUGCCUCCAUCAAAAGAAGAAUAUAUUCAUCGGGUUGGUCGCACUGGGCGUGCUGGACAUCGCGGUAAGGCAAUUACUUUGUGGACCGACGCGGAUCUUCCCUACAUGGGUGGCAUAUUGAAAGUGAUCCGUCGCAGUGGUUCCGAAGUUGAUCCAGAGCUGGAGCGACUAGUGAAUGACUGGCAGAAACGACGAGCAAAACUGCUCCUCGGUAAUCGAAGCAAAGUGGAUGGAGAGGAUUUGAAUGUCACCUCAAAUAUGAUCAUCAGUCGUCGUAGGGGUGAACGACGCCUUCUCCACGAGAUCCUUCAUCAAAAUCAAUCUGAGAGCAGUUCCCACGACGGAAGUAGGAGCAAUCUAAUUCAGAAAAAUUCGUGA